Molecule: messenger RNA, 1979 nt
Organism: Pyrus x bretschneideri (Chinese white pear)
Lineage: Eukaryota; Viridiplantae; Streptophyta; Magnoliopsida; Rosales; Rosaceae
Exons: 1
Coding region: 596-1807 (403 amino acids)
Source: RefSeq, a predicted model, not a curated record
UAAGCCUCCUUUUUUCCAUUCCCAUCGCCCAAAUUCCAGCCCCAUCAAUCAUAUCACAAAUCCAGAAAGCUCUCCCUUUUCCUUCACAAACUCCCCAAAGUCUCUGCCUUUCUCUCUCUCUCCGUCUCUCCCGUCGUAAUCCACCGCUCCGGUCGGCUGGCUUUCAGAUGACGAUCCUUCGCAAAAUAGCAUCUGGGUAAGAUUCUGAAACGCCAAUAUCCCACAGGUUUGUGAAAAAUCCAAGAGAGAGAACCGAGGAGAGAGAGAGUGAGUUUAUGAUAGAGAAGACGACAAUGGAGGUUGAGAGGAUGAGGCAGCUGUUACUUCUAUGGUGUAAAAACUCCUUCGUGGCCCUCGUGGGUGCUAAUCACACCGCCGCCAGGUUCUGCGCCCGCUAAAUCCCAUCAUGUUCUUCGCUGUUGUAUUUUUACCUUCGAUUCCUUUGUGACAAACGUUGCAAAUUCGCAAUCUGUCAAACAUUUUCGCGCCUGGGUACUCCCCAAAUCGGCUUUUGGAGCUGUUCUUCGAUCCGAUCGCUUUCGCUGAGCUUUUCGAGGAUUUUCGGUGCCAAAAGUGUUGAAAAUUAACCGAGUAAAUGGAAUUGGCUGGCGGGUUUGCAGCCAAGGAUCAUAACAAGGUGAAGCACCUUCAUGGUGGACGGAUGGAAUUGGAAUCCCAGACUUACUUUGUCAUCAAUCUUCCAGAUUCCAAGGUAUUGCGGAUUAUUUCGCGCUCCGUUUUUCUGGGUUUGGUUAUUCUCACACUGCCCUGCAUUGGGACACUUCUGAGGGGAUUAAAUGUUUCCCAUUUGGAUUCGAAUAUCGAACCCAAAAAUUUCAAUUUCGAGCAGUUGGGUCUGCUUUUUCGUGAUUUGGCCGGCGAAGGCCUCCGCAGAAAGGGUGAUGCAUCUCUCAUUGUGACUCCUGGCAAUGCCGGUGCGAUUCAAAAGCUUCACCCUUUUGAUUUCAAUGGAUUUGAUUUCGUUGUAGGUUCAGAUUUGGUGCGAAAGAGCUCGUUCUUGGACGAGUCUAUGGAUUUCAUUUUCGCAUUCAACUUGGCCGAUGCUAAAUUUGCGGAUCGCAUUCUGAAGAUUGGCGGCAUAGUUGCCGUUCCAAUAAGCAACGAUCCUUCAAAAGCUUUUAGGCCAAAACCAAAUUACAGGAUCGUGUAUCUUCGCCGAUACGCUUCCACUUUCGUGGCAAUGAGGAAGAUCAGUCCGGCUUAUGACUUGCCCGUGACGUCCCGGAAGCUUUUCCAAUUAGAAACUGAGGAAAAGAAGACGGUGUUAGAAGGUCUAGAAGACGUGCUGCUGGAACCGCCGAGGCACAUUUUGGCCAAGUCAAAUGAGUACUUAAACAAGAUCAAGUUCCUCCCCGACUUGUUGGGUGAUUCCCUCGACAUUUACAACCGCCGAGUGUUUGUCAAUGUAGACCUAAACGAGGAAAACCACGGCAUGGUAGAAUGGUUCGAUCAAAACUAUCCCAAAAAGAACCAAGGAUUCGAGGUCUACAACCUCGAAGUAGAGCCUGAAGAGGGUACAACCGCCCCUAAAAACGACGUUUCAGAUUGGUUGAAAGACAAUGUGAGGGAAGAGGACUAUGUCGUGAUGAAAGCGGAAGCAGAAGUGGUGGUGGAGAUGAUGAGGAAGAGGACAAUCCGUCUGGUGGAUGAGUUGUUCUUGGAGUGCAACAAUGGAUGGUGGGAGAGUGGGAGGAGUGGUGGGAGCAAGAGAGCUUAUUGGGAAUGCAUUGCUUUGUAUGGGAGGCUGAGGGAUCAGGGAGUUGCUGUGCACCAGUGGUUCUUGUGAUAAACUUGAAGAAAAUUGGAUGGUUUUUGUGUCAAGAAUUUUGCUGCAUCAAAGUUCAGAGACUUUUGAAUUGUUUAAGAGAGAUUGUGAGAUUUUGGGGUUUGGUUAUUUGAGUUAUUGUUUAGCUUAAAUGGUUUGUUUUAUGAAGCCUAUGAAAUUGGCUUUUGCACUC